Anoplophora glabripennis (Asian longhorned beetle) is the source of this 5544-nucleotide messenger RNA. RefSeq names its product receptor-type guanylate cyclase gcy-12-like. The record is from RefSeq and is a predicted model, not a curated record. Lineage: Eukaryota; Metazoa; Arthropoda; Insecta; Coleoptera; Cerambycidae. Gene Ontology annotation, biological process: cell surface receptor protein tyrosine kinase signaling pathway; protein phosphorylation; positive regulation of kinase activity. Gene Ontology annotation, molecular function: transmembrane receptor protein tyrosine kinase activity; ATP binding. Gene Ontology annotation, cellular component: signaling receptor complex. Bases 326 to 4237 code for a protein of 1303 amino acids. The transcript has 11 exons.
AGACGCGAGACGUUCAGUUUACUGUCGGUUAUUGUUGUGUGUUAACUGUGUUACACGUGCAAUUUUCACGUCGUCGCAUCUUAUCAACGCGUAUUUUCCUUCCGUAAUGAGAAAAACUGAUCUAUUUUUGAGGUGACAAAUUCUUUUUGUAUUUUUCGGCGCGCGUCGAAGUAUAGUGUGCAUCGCUGUGUCGCGAUACUAGUGUGAUGCAGUUCUGUGCUAGUGAGUGCAUUUCGUGAAUGAGAGGAUGAGAACGGUUUCCUUGUGUUGAUGCACUCGACCUAACCUCUGUUUUGGAUUAAUUAGCUGAGAUUUACGCCACAGGAUGAAUAUCUGGUGGCUGUUGGCAGGCCACCUCCUCUGUUCCAUUUUGGUGGCCGCUUACGAUGACAACGAAAAAUGUCUGGAUAUACCAGAGGUGAACCCGAAGAAAUAUUUCCACUUGAAGAGCAAGUCGUUGGCAAUAAAGCUGGAGACUUCCAGCAGAAUGACUCACCAGCUGAGUACCCAGUUGUUCUACAUAUUCAUCAAGGAGGUCCUGGGCUACUCGAGGAUAGAAAUUAAUAUGAAAGAGGACGAUUUUCAGAUUGAACCUGUCAUAGAACGGUUGUCAGAUUAUUACCAUAGAGAUGUGAUAACAGAUAUCGAACCGCCCGCCACCAUAAACCUGGAAGUGUGGAUCCGUCCCGACUACGACACCUACGCCACGCAGUUCGUGGAGGAGUGCGGCACCAUCGGGCCCCCGGGUCGUUUCGGCUGGUUCAUUCCCGCCGAACUGGACAAGCCCGUGAGGGGUUACUACGCCAAACACAGGUGGACCGAGGACAUCCAGGAGGUGCACUGGUCGCUGUUUGUCGACCCCAUGAUGGUGCAGCCCUUCGACAUCUCCAGCGACCUGCUGGGCAACUUCCUGGAUCGCAGCAGCAAAAUCAAUGGGACCAACGAGUACGUAUGCAAUAACGAGACCCUCUGCCAAAGGGGCAUGUACAUCCCCAAGCACUGCGAGAACCAGGCCUGCGCCAUACUCCUGGCCCCCCAAUUCGAGGUCAGCUCCUUCCUCAUUGACCAGAUCCAGGAGAUGAAGCUGUUGGUGAAGGUCCUGUGGCUGGGAGACAACCUGAAGAUGGUGGUGAAGGAACUGCGCCAAAUUUACUCUUUAGAAAAGACCACCCAGAGCAUCGUGUUCUUCAACUGGUUCCCCAGCGACAUCGUCGUCGAUCAGAAGCAGUUCAUCUCCGUGGUGUUCACCAACAACGAGAUCAUGAACUUCACCCGCGACGAGAACGUGGGCUACAAAUACGAGAUGCACCGUCUGGUGAAGCUGGCGUGGAGCAAGGUCGAGAAGAUCGCCAAGCCCCUGUAUGAGAGCCUCAGGAGUUUCAAGCUGAGAGAAGAAGACUACGUUUACAUGCUGAAUCUGCACAACGACAAUCCUGGUCAGUCGCUGCGGGAGAUCGCCUGCCAGUGGAUGCGGAAGAACCCCAAGGUGUGGAAGUGGUGGAAGAAGGAGAGUCCUACGGUCAUCCACAUUGGCGGAAUAUUCCCUGUGACUGCCGCUUCGUAUAACGGAAUAGGCAUAGUGGCCGGCGCCACCAUGGCCCGCGACGCCAUCAACAGAAACAAGACCAUCCUCGUCGACUACAACCUCAACCUGAUCGUGCAGGAUGGCCAGUGCAAGGCGGACAGCGUCAUGAGGCACUUCAUCGAUUUUAUCGUGGAGGGCUACUAUCCCCAGCUGGUGGGUGUGCUCGGUCCCGCCUGCUCGGAGACGGUGGAGCCUCUGGCCGGGGUGUCCAGGCACUACCACAUCAUGGUGAUCUCGUACAGCGCGGAGGGCGCGAGCUUCUCCGACAGGCAGAAGUACCCCUACUUCUUCAGGACCAUCGGCGAGAACAAGCACUACCAGCACGUCUACCUGUACCUGUUCAAGUACUUCGGGUGGAAGAGGGUGGCGGCGCUGACCGAGGACGGGCAGAAGUACACCGAGUACAUCUCUCUGAUGCAGGACGACUUGGAGAAGAACAGCAUCAAGUUCAUCGCCAACAAGAAGUUUCCCAGGGAGAGGGAAACCGAGGCCAUGACCAGGUACUUGGAAGAUCUGAAGAACAAGAGGGCGCGCAUCAUCAUCGCCGACGUGGUAGACGACAUCGCUAGAGUGGUCAUGUGUGAGGCUUACAAGUUGAAAAUGACCUCCGCCCAAGGCUACGUCUGGUUCCUGCCGAUAUGGCUCAACACCACUUGGUAUGACACCGACUACUUCAACUUGAAUAAAACAGAAAUCGUCAACUGCACCACCCAGGAGAUGAAAGAGGCCAUCAGUGGUUACUUUGCGAUGACUCAUGCCUAUUUUGCUCCCGAAGAUGCCAUAAUGCAGGAAAAUAUAACUGUGGCCCAAUGGAAACAAAAUUAUCUGAAGCGGACGCGAUCCCCAUCGGACUACGCAGGCUUCGCUUAUGAUGCUGUUUGGACCUACGCCUUGGCUCUGGAUAAACUGUCGAAAACUGACCCAGAGGCUCUGUCUGAUCUACAUUCCGAGAACACCACAAAUAAGCUUGUGAGACUGGUCGAAGAAACCGACUUCUACGGAGUCUCCGGCAGAAUAAAAUUCCGUGGGGGACCCUCCAGAUUUUCCGUAAUCAACAUAAUGCAGUGGUACGACAACUCGAUUCAUAACAUCGGCCAGUUUUAUCCCAAUCUCAGCGAUAACAAACCAGAAAUACUCGGCGGAGAACUUAAGCUUAAUACAAGCGCCGUAAGAUGGUUCACGCCAGACCGAAAGGUACCAGACGACGGAACUCCCAAACCACCCGUUUGUCACGUCCAAUUCUUAGCGGGAUUAUUCGGCGUGACUUGCGACACGGCCUGGACCAUCGUCCACGUAACCGUCGCUUCUGGUAUCAUAAUCGUUUUUAUCGUAGUGUGUUACUACGUCAUGAAACGAAACUACGAUAAAAAGGUCCAGCAAACUAGGAAAUUCAUCAGGGCUCUGGGUCUUCCCUUCGAUAUGAACAACACCAGCGACCUGGACAAAUGGGAGAUUUCCAGGGAGUCCGUCGUUAUAAAUCGUAAACUAGGAGAAGGUGCCUUUGGUACCGUGUACGGUGGUGAAGCAAAUCUCUUGGAUACCGGCUGGUGCGCCGUAGCUGUGAAAACGCUGAAGCUCGGUUCGACGACCGAGGAGAAACUCGACUUCCUGUCCGAGGCGGAAGUCAUGAAGCGAUUCGAUCACAAGAACAUCAUAAAACUCCUGGGAGUUUGCACCAAAGAUGAACCGAUCUACACCAUAAUGGAGUUCAUGUUGUAUGGAGACCUAAAGACCUACCUCCUCGCCCGUCGAAACCUCGUAAAUAAAAACUCGGACGAAUCGGAAGAGAUCUCCCCCAAAAGACUCACUAGUAUGGCCUUGGAUGUGGCCCGAGGGCUAAGUUAUUUGGCCGAAUUGAAAUACGUGCACCGGGACGUAGCGUCGAGAAACUGUCUGGUGAACGCGCAGAGGUGCGUGAAGCUCGGAGACUUCGGUAUGACCAGAGCGAUGUUCGACAACGACUAUUACAAGUUCACUAGGAAGGGUAUGUUGCCCGUGAGGUGGAUGUCGCCGGAAAGCCUGGAGCUGGGCGUGUUUACGACACAUUCCGACGUGUGGAGUUACGGGGUGUUGCUGUUUGAGAUCAUCACGUUUGGGAGUUUUCCGUUUCAGGGGAAGAACAACGCUCAGGUGCUGGAGAUUGUGAAGGCCGGUCAUACUUUGGAUAUUCCCAAAGCGGUUAAGCCUCAGUUGGAGGGACUCAUAAAAUCCUGUUGGAACAGAGACAGCAAGCUGCGCCCCGCAGCCUCAGAGAUAGUAGAAUUCCUAGCCAAUAACCCGAGACUGCUGGCGCCCUGCCUGGACGUCCCACUUUCAUCAGUCCAGCUGGAAGGCAGCGACCAAGCCGAGCUGGGCGUCCCGACAGAAUUCCGAAAAUAUUCCACCUCCAGCAAGUCUUCUCCGACUAAGCCCACCUGUAUGAUACCUCUGGAGCAAGUCGCUCCUAUAUAUCGUCCGUUCGAGGACAAAAGCGACGGUGAAAGUAUACCGAUGGAACAGGCCUGCCCCAAGGAGCCCCUGCUCGGCACGGCCAAGUCCAGUUCGAGUUUGUUAAAUCUCGGCAAGCUCGUCCGUCAACAGAAAAAGGACUCUGACGAGGACGACGACUACGUUCCCAGUUCGGCCGAAAGACAGGACGGUUCGAAGGUUUAACAUAUCGCUUAAGUAAUAUUAACGUUUUCCGUCUGUUAUCGAAUGAAAUUAUGAAAGAUCGUCUCGUCAAAUCGUUUACGCGACCGUUUUUCGCCUUCGCAACGUUCUGGUAUUAGUUUAAUUCACCGCCAUGUACAGUUAUUUUUUUAUAUACAUUUCUCAUCCUUUCCAUAAUUUUUGUCUAGUCAACGGAGACCGACGUAUCGUACCGUUCAACCACGCUCGGAAACAUAGUAUUAAUUUAGGAAUGAACACGGCGCAUCACUUUCGAUGCAUCGCGGACGUGGUACAUGCCGACUGAAGUCGCUCAUAGUAUUCUGUAAAUAUAUUCAAUCAACUCGCUACCUCAUGCCUAGUUCUUUGUUACGAAAUCCUAGUUUCCGCUUCGUCGCGUGUACCACACUUAAUCUCGAGCGAGAACCAUGACUGUUAAGUUCCUUUUAAACUUUUAGAUGUAAUUAUUAUUGUAGGAUUAAGGACUUUUAUUUGAUAUGUAACUGUUUUGUACUGAUGUAGGUGAUUUUUAACGUUACUUUUUGUCGUACCAAAAGUUUGACGAUUUUCGUCACAAGCGGGCGCGAAUGUUCUUGUUUAGUUGGAGCGAUACCAGACCUACAUUUUUUUAGAAAACUUAACAUUAUUACAUUCAUUUUUAUAUCAGAGUAUCAGAAGUGGGAUAUAUUUUUUUAUUUAAAUUAAAUUUAACGAUAUUUUAAAAAACUGUAAAAACUUUUAUAAAUAUAAUGUGAGCAACAAAGAUAGAAGCAUAAACUUACAAAUUUACUAUUAAAUAUGUUAUUUACGUCCGUCUUUAAGAAUUCGCACCGGAGUAUAAAAAAAAGUGACGUUUAUGCUUCUACACUAAAGACUCUAAAAGAAGCUAUAUUUUUUAUAUAUCCGAAAAAAAAAUAGAUGUAAAGCAGUGCACUUCUUUAAUGUAGUGGCGUAUAUAAAAUUUUGCCGCAUUUUAAACGAAUGAACUGUUAUGUUACCGUUACUUUUACGUGAAAGAAUUCGAUUCCUUUGCGUACGCUACUGCCUCAAUGUAACUGCCCGCUGCUAGCGUCUCCCGUUUUACUGCAUUUUUGAACAUUCUUAUUGUCUCGUGUCCAAAUUACCGAUAAAAUUGUCUCGGAGACCCUUCCUUAUCGGAUGAGUGUAUCGUUGUGCGUGAUUUUUUUGAUUGAAUGACGUCUGGCGUGUGUUUAAAAUUGCAUUUUGUACCUGACUACUCAACUAGCUUCUAAGUUAUAUUUAUACUAUGUAUUUCGUCCAAAUAUUUUUUCAGACUAAAGGUAUAUAUUAAG